Messenger RNA from Nothobranchius furzeri (turquoise killifish), 5967 nucleotides. RefSeq names its product BTB (POZ) domain containing 7 (gene btbd7). NCBI's taxonomy places the organism in Eukaryota, Metazoa, Chordata, Actinopteri, Cyprinodontiformes, Nothobranchiidae. Gene Ontology annotation, biological process: morphogenesis of a branching epithelium. The record is from RefSeq and is a predicted model, not a curated record. Gene Ontology annotation, molecular function: protein binding.
AUCAUUGCUUUGGGAUAGGCCAUAAUAACCACCCAACAAGGCGUUGUGCUACACUCUGGGGGGGAAUACAGAACCGAACCGAGAAUAAUAAUGGUUCUGGUUUAGUUCUUAGUCGAGGUAAAUGCAGAAAAAUGCCCGGAAAGUCGAUGCAAGCGGGGAAUUAUUGCAUAUCGGGCUUUUAACGUUGGGCGCUGACGUCGAGCCGUGCGUAAUGAGCAGAGUUGGAAAAAGAAGGUGUUGAGCUGCAUUUUUUUUCUUGUCUGCCACAGAUAAGUUAGAUCACAGUGUUACUGGAACUACGAUGUGAUACGAAGAAAAAUGAUGCCCACGAAGGUCUUCGCUUUCGGGCAUGGCAGCCUGGCUCCGGGGCUCUGAGGAUGCUUCAGAGGAUUCAUGCCUGACCCACAACUGAGGCUAGAAAUGAAUACGUGGUCUGAGCAGAAUGACUCAGCAAGAGGGGGGACCCCCAAGUAGCAAGUGAUGAGAAAUAAGGAUGGGGGCCAAUGGAUCCAGCUAUCCACACUCAUGCUCCCCGCGCAUAGGGGGGAAUACACAGGCUCAGCAGACUUUUAUAGGUACCUCAUCUUACUCUCAGCAGGGAUAUGGCUGGGAGUCAAAGCUGUAUAGCCUGGAGCACGGCCAUGAGCGGCCUGCAGACAGGAAGAAGAAAAGCCUCGGUCUGGCAACUCUCAAACGGAGGUUCAUCAAAAGGAGGAAGUCGAGCCGCUCAGCAGAUCAUGCACGGCAGAUGCGGGAACUUUUGUCGGGCUGGGACGUCCGCGACACAAACGCCCUGGUGGAGGAGUACGAGGGAACAGCAGCGCUCAAGGAGCUGAGCUUCCAGGCCAGCCUUGCUCGUGCUGAGGCCCCCAGCUUGCAUCGGGAUCUGGCUGCACUCUACCAGCACAAGUACUGCACUGAUGUCGACCUGAUCUUCCAGAGUACGUGUUUCCCAGCCCACCGUGCCAUCCUGGCUGCCCGCUGCCCCUUUUUCAAAACGUUGCUUUCCUCGUCUCCCGUUUACGGAGCAGAGGUUCUCAUGGACAUCGACACAGCUGGCAUUGAUGUGCGCAUGUUCUCUGCACUGCUUCACUACUUGUACACGGGGGAGUUCGGGGUGGGUGGAGCAGAGGACACCAGAUUGCAAAAUGUGGAUGUACUGGUUCAGCUCAGCGAGGAGUUUGGAACGCCAAACUCCCUGGAGGCUGACAUGAAGGGCUUGUUUGACUAUAUGUGCUACUACGAUGCUCUGCUUAGCUUUUCGUCCGACUCUGAGAUGAUUGAGAGCUGUAAUGAAAGAGGAGCUGUGGCUGCAGCACCAACAGGGGGCUCAGGAGCCAGUGGGGCACCCGAGACCCCAGAAGAGGACCUCAGGGCUCACAAGGCUAUCCUCUCAGCACGCUCCCCUUUCUUUAGAAACCUUCUGCAGAGACGCAUUCGCACAGGAGAGGAAAUAACAGAGCGCACAUUGCACACACACACCCGGAUCGUACUGGAUGAGUCCAUCAUCCCACGGAAAUACGUGCAGGUCAUUCUCCACUGCAUGUACACCGAUGUGGUCGACCUCGGGCUGGUGCUGCGCGGCAGCCCUUCAGCGUGCAGCCUGGGUGAGGUGCAGGCCCUUGUUUCAGGGGGCCGGGGCGCCAGCACACGCACCGAAGAGGCCAUGGAGCUGUACCACAUUGCUCUGUUUUUGGAGUUCAGCAUGCUAGCUCAAGGAUGUGAAGACAUUAUAAUUGAAAGUUUGUCUCUGGACUCCCUCGUCCCCAUCCUGAAGUGGAGCUCCCAGCCGUACGGCUCCAAAUGGGUCCACAGGCAGGCCAUGCACUUCCUGUGUGAGGAGUUCAGUCAGGUCGUCACCUCUGAUGUUCUCUACGAGCUCGGCAAAGAACACCUUCUCAGCGCAAUUCAGUCCGACUACCUUCAGGCCAGUGAGCAGGACAUUCUCAAGUAUGUGGUUAAGUGGGGCGAGCAGCAGCUUAUUAAGAGGAUGGCAGACCGGGAGCCCAACCUGUUGAGCGGCACCGCGCACAGCGUCAAUAAGAGAGGAGUAAAACGGCGAGACCUGGACGUGGAGGAGCUGAAGGAGAUCCUGUCCCCCCUCCUGCCCUUCAUCAGAACGGAGCACAUCCUGCCUCCCAACAGUGACGUCCUCUCCGAUGCGCUCAAGAGGGGUUUGAUCAGCACCCCUCCUUCGGACAUGCUGCCCACAGCCGAGGGAGGAAAAUCUAACGCCUGGUUACGGCAGAAGAACGCAGGAAUCUACGUGCGUCCGCGACUCUUCUCUCCCUACGUCGAUGAGGCUAAGUCUGUGCUCGAUGAGAUGAUGGUGGAGCAGACAGAUCUGGUGCGUUUGCGACUGGUGCGCAUGUCCAACGUACCAGACACACUCUACAUGGUCAACAACGCCGUUCCUCAGUGCUGUCACAUGAUCAACCACCAACAGAUGGCUGGCGGCUCCGGCACAGCCCCAUCGGUUGUGGCUAAUGAAAUCCCAGUGCCACCGCUGUCUGUAGUGAAGGAUAUGAUCCGGAGGCUGCACGAGCUGAGGCACACGGAGCAGGUCCAGAGAGCUUAUGCUCUGAAUUGUGGUGAAGGAGCCACAGUCAGCUACGAGCUGCAGCUCCGGGUGCUGAGAGAGUUUGGUCUGGCAGAUGGAGCCACUGAGCUUCUGCAGAACCCCUCCAAGUUCUUCCCAGAUGAGCGCUUUGGAGAUGAGAGUCCAAUUCUGGCCUUACGCCAGGUGGGUCGUUGUCGGGUAAACAGCAGUCCAGCCAUGGAUAGCAUGAUAACAGAGCUGGAAGGGGUAGCAGGCUUCCACCCACCCCUGCCUCCCCCACCGCCCCCCUAUCACCCUCCUGCUACUCCCAGCCAUGCCCAGCUCAAGGGUGCCUGGCGACCUCGAGUGCCCCUGCUGACUCCCACUCGUUCCUUCUCCUACCCAUGCAACCGCACUCUGAUUCAGCGCCAUGCAGCCUCCAAGCAUGGCAGCUCAGAGUACCAGUCUGUGGCCAGGCCCCAGCCCCCGGACUGCACCAACCCACAGGCGAUGGGCCGGACUCUGCUCUCAGAGCAGCAGGCGGUGAGUGUGGAGCCGGUGAUGAGGGAGUUCAUGCCUGACAUUGCUCUUGGCGUCUCAGUCAUGUCCCUGAGGGAGCAGCACAUGGCAGAGAUUGACAGAGAUGGCCCUCACAGCCCUAUGGGACCUCCGGGCAACCAUCUGCACCAUGGGCCCUGUCCCUCUGCUCGUCUUAACCAUGCUUACGGCCCAGGGCAUGGACACUCCUGCAAGAGGCACGCUCCAGAACCCAAACUGGAAGCUCAAGCUGAGUUUCCUGACCUGUAUGACUUCUCUUGUCGACCUGCAACCCCGACCUCCUCCCACCCUCUGCCCACCUUUGCAGGACCCGAUCUCUACAGCCACAGCUGCGGUCCACCCGGCUCCUAUCCUCCCCAGUAUGUCUCUGACUGCCAGCCCCACGGCCACACGCAGGGACGGACUGCUGCAGACCCCCUACGGCUAGACGUUCUCAGUAUAAAGACUCAGAGGCAUGAUGGAGUCCUUGCCAGCCCUUCUGGAGCUCAGCCAAGGACACCACAGUAUCCGAAGGGGCGACCUAAUGAAACAGACCUGACUCACGGAUUAGGACACUUGCGGUCCCCUAGUGGAAACAUGGACAGCUACGGAGACAGGCACAUAGGACCUAGAGAUGCUCUGGAAGAAAUGGUUCUUGGUGGAGAAUCGUCAGGCCUAGGGUCGCUGCAGCAGUCUCACAGGAACAGUGUCAGCGAGGAGCUCGUCAGAGACCGCAGGUCACCCAGCAAACCUGACUACCCUUAUAAGAAAUCUGCACUUUAACCCCAGCUCUGGGCGAGGGGGUUGAGUUAAGAAAGGUGUGUGUGUGUGUGUUUGGGAGGAGCAGGGGAAAGGGGUUGUAGAUGUUGCUAUUUAUAGACUCUGUCCUUUUGUCCUACCUCUAUCACACUGUGCUAUCCAUCACACAGAUGUAUGGAAAUGGUAAGUCGGUGUGCGGUUGGUGUAAGUCUGCCCGGACCUGCUGGUUUAGGGGAUUAUCUGGAAUCUCCUCGGAUGGAAUAAUCUACAGACUUUGAUUGCUAAGAAGGAGCUUGGCUGUGUGAAUUGGCCUCAACAUUUGCAGAGCUCAGUAAAUGAACUGAUGACUGAACAAAGACUUUAUUGGUUGGUCCUGUUGUUUCCUGCAGAUAGUGCAGAGAUUAGAGGAUCAGAAUCUCCGUUUACAGAGCAGAAUAAUGGCACACUAACCAGGACUAAUGAAAAUGAUCAUGUAAAUACACCAGAUUUAGCUCGUUUGCUCCCGUUCCUUCCUGUAGCACAUCUGUGAGCCAAGCAGAUUCUCCCUCCUGACCCCACACAGCUGAUCUGGAACGGGCUGAGACUUUGACACACAAAGCAGGAAUCUGAUCCGACAGGAAGUAGGUCAUGACAGCUCGCCACUUCCCAGGAACAGAGUCUGAUAGUAACUAUCCCAGCCUUUGUUAAAAGGCAGCAGCUGGGUGGGGUCGCAGGGAACAAAAAGCGUAUUCUUUGCAGAUACAGUAGGGAAAUACAAGGGUGCCACAGUGACUGACCUAGAGCGAUUAAACGGCUUGCAGCUGGAGCAGGUGUGUGUGAGUGUGUGUGUGCAUGGGUAGCUUUGAUGCACACAGGUGUUAAGACAAUCUCAGUACUGUACACGCCCAAUAUAGCCAGGUCUUUGUACAUAUCAGAGGGGAAACCGGAGCAGAGCGUUUCAUGUUUGGCAUCGAUUAAUCCAGUUUAAAGCCUUAACAAGUGCUUAGAAUAUUCAGUUUUAACUCGUUUUAAACGCAACAUAAUCAUUUCACGUCACUACAAACUCACACACCAUGUUUUACUGGAGGUGGCGUGGUGUAAAUACCAGGCCUCGUCCAACAUAGAUAUGCAGAAGCAGUGCUGAUACUGUUAUAUUGUUUUAAAAAGCUCCAGGAGCCUGCAGAGCCACACAUCUGACCCUGUUAUCGCUGGUAGAAAACAUCACGAGUAUCUUUGCACUGGUGGAGCACCUGGGUGUUUAGACGGGAAGAAACGAAUGAAUCUCCAACAGUCAGCGACCGCUUGCACAUAUCACCAAUGGAAACUGUAAAUAUCUAAUGGGUUUAGUUCAAUGCGUUCUGGUGAACUUUUAAAUGGUUUUUGUCACAUUUUAGUGGUUGUUGAAGGUCUUUUUUUUUUACCUUCGUGGACAGCACUGUGUAUUUGUCAUGAAACGUCACUAAGAAUGUGCGCUAGAAAAUCCAUCAAACGGACCGUGUUCUGCUUUUUGGAGCCGUUUGUUUUUAUUGUUGUGGAUUUCAACAUUUGUAGAGCCCUCCCCCCCCUUCGGCUCGUUUUUCCAUAAACGUAACAAGCUGAUGAUCUAAAAAAAGACUUGCUGCCUGCUUUGUGACCAUGAGUUCGCCAAGCAGAAAAACAUCCUUUCCAUCCAAGUUGAUUCAUGGUGAAAGAAUGCAUAACUCCAGAUCCCCCCCACCCCCCCAUGUCGGGUAGCUUUUUUUUUUAUUUUUAUUUUCCAGAACGUUCCAUCGAGUCUUUGCUAUAUUGGAGUCAGUGCCUUCCCCUGCCUGCGGCUGGGCUUCUAUUGGAGAAGUGACUUUGACGUCUAUGCAAGCUCUUUUCUACCAGCAUGCAUCAAGUAGUUCUUGAAAAUCUCAUGUAGCUUGUUUUGUGUAUAUAGUGUUAUUUAGCAACCUUUUGGAAGGAAAACAAAAACAGAACCAUCAGAAAUGUGUGACUGCUUGUGUUGGACAUCAACAGGUACAUUGUACUUGUACGCCGUCGUAGAAAUUGUAGAUUGAUGUUAAGUUGCAUUUAGUUUCACUGAAUCUAUUUUUCUACUGUCGCCUCAAAAGGUGAAUAAGUGGUCGACUUUGGCAUCCUCAAAAUAAACCGUUUAAUAUUAUGGAAAA